CGCCUGCGGUGCGCCCCUGGCCGAGGCGCUCAGGACCGGCCUGUACUACUCAGGCCGCGGUGGUUCCUGGGAAAUGUAGUCGUCUGACGUCCGUGGGCUCUGUCGCUGUGUGCGCAGGCGCAGGGGGAGGCACCGCGUGCGAGGGGCGCUCCCCCAUCGUCCCCGUAGGCCGCGGUGGGUCCUGGGAAGUGUAGUCGUCUGAGGCCCAAGGCCUGGUGGGGAUCAGGUCCCAGAGGCUCUGGCAGGAGGAGUUUGCUGGAGGCUCGCGGCGGAGUCCGCGGACGCAGAGCCGGAAGUCGGGCUUGCGUGGGCCCCGAAGUGUGUAAAGCGGCCGUCCCUGGCGCUGGGACCGAGGCAGGUGUGGGCGUUCUCUGGGCGUCCAGGGCCGAAGGCAGGUCUGCGGCCCGAGACCGCCUCGCCCACCGGAGGCGCCGCCGAGGAAGCGCGCGGUCCUGUGACCCAUUAAAGGGGAAGGAGGCGCCAAGGGGGCGGGAGGGCGGAGGGCGCUGUAGCCGCGCGCUCCGUGCUGCGUCCGCCGCAGCUGAGCCGUCUCUUUUCCGGCCCUGCCGCCUGUCUUUCCGGGUCCUGCCGUUUCCCCGUCCCGCCGUGAGCUAUGUCUCGGGUAGGUUGCAGUCUCCUUCUUGCUGAGUGUGGCUGCGUUCUCUGGGCCGUGGGACCGAAGCUCUGCUUCUCCAGAACCGUCCCGCCCCGGGUCCUGCGCUCGGGCUCUCGCAUCUACCUGGACCGGAGGGGGCGGGCGGGGGCGAUGACUCUUCCCUCCUUCGCGCGGCGUUGGGGAGAGGAUGCUCCGCUGCCCUCGGCACCACGACUUUACUAAGCCUCCGUCCGCAGCACAGGCGUCAGCGGUCUCAGAGUCUGGCCCCCGGACCAGCAGUGUCAGCAUCUCUGGAGAACUUCUUGAGUCAGUGACAUUCAGAGAUGUGGCCAUUGACUUCUCCCAGGAGGAGUGGGAGUGGCUUCAGCCUGCUCAGAGGGAUCUGUACAGACAUGUAAUGUUGGAGAACUAUAGCCACCUUGUUUCACUGGCAGGUCUUAACAUUUCUAAGCCUUAUGUGGUUUCCUUAUUGGAGCAAGGAAAAGGGCCCUGGCUGGAGAAAGGAGAUGUGAGAAGAGAUCUGUAUUCAGAGUCUCAUGGUGAGAUCAAAGAAUUUUCUCCAAAUAAUGUCAUAUGUGAAUAUGAUUCAUCCCAGUAUUUGGUAGUGGAAAGAAUUCUUAACCAAGACCCUGACCAUUCCAGUUUUAAAGGAGGCUGGAAAUGUGAAGAAGAUACCCAGAUGCAAGGAAAUCAGGGAUGUAUCAGGCAAGUGACAGACUCUCAUUCAGGAGCCCUGUCUCAGCACAUGAGUAUCAAUACUGUGGAGAGACCCCAUGGAUGUCAUGAGUGUGGAAAAACUUUCAGUCGGCGCUUUUCCCUUGUGUUACACCAAAGAACUCAUACUGGAGAGAAACCAUAUGUGUGUAAGGAAUGUGGCAAAACCUUUAGCCAGAUUUCAAACCUUGUGAAACAUCAGAUGAUACAUACUGGAAAGAAACCCCAUGAGUGUAAGGACUGUAAUAAAACAUUCAGUUACCUCUCAUUCCUCAUUGAACACCGGAGAACACAUACUGGGGAGAAACCCUAUGAAUGUACUGAAUGUGGAAAGGCCUUUAGCCGUGCCUCAAACCUCACACGACAUCAGAGAAUUCACAUAGGAAAGAAACAGUAUAUAUGUAGGAAAUGUGGGAAGGCCUUUAGCAGUGGCUCAGAACUCAUUCGCCACCAGAUUACACAUACUGGAGAGAAACCUUAUGAAUGCAUUGAAUGUGGGAAGGCAUUUCGCCGUUCUUCACACCUUACUCGGCAUCAGAGCAUCCAUACUACCAAAACUCCCUACGAAUGUAAUGAAUGUAGGAAAGCCUUCCGUUGCCACUCGUUCCUUAUUAAACAUCAGAGGAUUCAUGCUGGAGAAAAGCUCUAUGAGUGUGAUGACUGUGGUAAAGUUUUCACAUGGCAUGCAUCUCUUCUGCAACACAUGAAAAUUCACACUGGAGAAAAGCCCUAUGCAUGUACUGAGUGUGAUAAAACAUUCAGUCGAAGCUUCUCCCUUAUUCUCCAUCAGAUAACUCACACUGGGGAGAAACCCUAUGUAUGUAAGGUGUGCAGUAAGUCCUUCAGCUGGAGCUCAAACCUUGCCAAACAUCAGAAAACACACACUGUAGAGAACCCCUAUGAAUAUGAAAAUUCAUUUAAUUAUCACUCAUUCCUUACUGAACAUAAAGGAAUUCGCUCUAUAGAGAAACCCUAAGAGUGUAUGGUUUAAGAAAAAAAAAAACAAACAGUUCAUGCCUUACUUUGGAUUUGAGAGGACUCCCAGCAAGAAGCCUUAAGUGCAUAUGUUGAAUGUGAAGAGAAUGGGUUAUACUUGAUUCAACAUCCUGGAGAAAAAAGUCACACAGGAAUAUGUGGGAAAGCCAUUAAUAGCUGCACAUUCUGUAACAUCAGAAGAUAAAAUCAGUCAGUACUGAGAAGACUUCAUUGGUAGGAUUCCCGCACUCUACAUUUAUAAAUUCCUACCAGGAAAGGAUACAUGGCCAAUAAAUGUGAGAAAGCUUUUAAUUGGAAAUUGGCCCUAAUUCUGCAUCUGUCAGCUCAAACAGGACAGAGUGUGUGGACAAGAGUGCAUUAUUUCCUGGACAUCAGAAAAUUUAUAAUGAAGCAUAGUCUUACAGAAGCAGUGAUUUGGCAAUGUCUGUGUACCAUGCAAUAUUUAUUAAAUUUGAAAAUACUCUUCUAAGGAGAAAGAGCAACCCUAUAAAUGAAUAGAAGUUGACUUUCUGCUUUAUUUCCGAACUGCAGAAUUAUACUGGGAAGCAAACUACCAUCGUAAGGAGUGUGGCAAAAUCUUAGGAGUCCUGAGACAUCCUACUGGAGGGAAUUUGGGGGAGAUGAUUUUUGUUUGUUUUAAAGCAAAUUUAGAAAAGAAAGUUAUGAAUAAAUACUUUGUUUUUUAGUUAAUCAAUCUGGUACUUGCACAGUUUUUUUCUACAGCAUUUGUGGUUCUGAAAAUGCAAAUACCCCAAUAGUGAUGUCAGCAGUGAAGACUGAUGUGCAUUUGUAGAAACAUACAGGAUUACAGAAACACUUUUAAGAACUUAGGGCUUUAGCUUUGAGAUAUAGUUUAGAUUUAAGGUUUUGCUAACUCGUGUUUAUUCUUGAAUAUGACUAGCCCUGUCUUAGUGUGAAGUAAAUGUAAAUAAGUUAUGUUGUAGGAAGAUACCAAGGUGGUUUUCCUCUUUUGUUCCAUUUUCAGUGGGAACAUUCCUUUUGUAAGCACAUUAUUUGUCACAAUAAACCAGAUGUUCUGACUCUU
Molecule: messenger RNA, 3371 nt
Organism: Nyctereutes procyonoides (raccoon dog)
Lineage: Eukaryota; Metazoa; Chordata; Mammalia; Carnivora; Canidae
Gene: ZNF140
Product: zinc finger protein 140
Exons: 4
Coding region: 804-2306 (500 amino acids)
Biological process (GO): regulation of transcription by RNA polymerase II
Cellular component (GO): nucleus
Molecular function (GO): DNA-binding transcription activator activity, RNA polymerase II-specific; RNA polymerase II cis-regulatory region sequence-specific DNA binding
Source: RefSeq, a predicted model, not a curated record